CCUGGAGACGCCACACAAGGAGGGGCUGCAAGGAGGAAAGAGCCCCCCUGAGCCAGGAAGGCAGCCGGAGAUCCAGCCGGAGCUCAGAGCUGGUGGAGAAGCCUCUUGGCAGGGAGAAGCCACACAAGUGCUUGGAAUGUGGGAAGGGCUUCAGCCACAGCUCCAACCUGAGGAAACACGAAAGGAUCCACACUGGGGAAAAGCCCUAUGAGUGUGUGGAAUGUGGGAAGAGCUUAAGCUAGAGCUUCCACCUGAGGGAACACCAGAGAAUCCACACUGGGGAAAAGCCCUUUGAGUGUGGGGAAUGUGGGAAGAUCUCUGGUCUGAUCUUCUCUCCAGGAAGAUCUCUGGUCUGAUCCUGCACCAGGUGAUCCACACUGGCAAACAGCCUUAUGAAUGCUUGGAGUGUGGGAAGAGCUUUGGGUGGAGCUAUGCCCUGAGAAGCCACCACUGGCGCAUCCACACUGGGGAGAGGCCCUACGAGUGUCCUGAGUGUGGGAAAAGGUUUCAGUCCAGCUCCAAUCUCCUCGUACAUCAGCAGAUUCACACAGAUGAGAGGCCCUUCCGCUGCCCUGAGUGCGGGAAGGGCUUCAAGUGCAACUCAUACCUCAUCCUGCACCAGCGCAUCCACACUGGGGAGAGGGCCUACGAGUGUCCCCAGUGUGGGAAGAGGUUUCAAAGGAGCUCUGAUCUCCUUGUACAUGAGUGGAUUCACACAGAGGAGAGGCCCUUCCAUGCUGACUGCAGGAAAGGCUUCAAGCACAACUCUAUCCUCAUCAAGCACCGGCACAUCCACACUGGGGAGAGGCCCUACGAGUGUGAGGAGUGUGGGAAGAGUUUCUCCAGCGGUUCUAACUUGACCCAACACCAAUGGAGGUGCCACUAAGGGAAGCCCUGUGAGUGCCCCAAGUGCCGAAAGAGCUUCGUGCACAGCUCCAGCUCCAUUCCUCAUGGGAGGAUCCACACUGGAUGAUCCUCAGUGACCCUCGUUGGGGAGAACCAUGGUGAUCCAUGGUCCUGGUGAUCUGUGUUUGGAAGACACCUGGCUGGGAGGCUCCACAUCUUCCUGGCUCCCAUGGGCACCUGGAUGAAUGCAGGGGCAGGAACAUCCAUUGGGACACAGACCAACAAUGUAAAUUUCUUGGGGACAGUGGAUUUGUCGACUUUCAAUCCCAGAAAAUCUUUUGCGUUCAGUCAUAUUUUCUGGUGGCAUCAAGGAAUACUGAAUGGUCUUGGAGGUUGUUAGGUAAUAUGGAGGGGGAGCAGCACUGGAGACAAAAGCCACUCACCCCGAUGUUCAUGUUGCAAUGGGGCUCAUUUUUUCCCAAGUCCUCUCUUAUAAAGGGCAUUGAAAGAUCCUGUCUGGAUGCCCUCAUUGGUUUGAACUCCACACCCUUAUGGGUCCUGGCCAGUGAGAUGCCUGCAGCCUUGGGAGAUAUGUGAUUGGGCGAGGCCCUUGUCAAUCAUGGUAACAUCUCACCCUUCUUGUCUUUAUAAAUUUUUGUGAAGUGCUCUCUGUCAUCCAUCUGCAAGUGCCCUUUGCAAACAGGGCAACAGAAAACAGCAUGGAUCUAAUUUACACUGGAGCUGCAGCAUUCACUUCCAGAACCUGUUGGGGGAACUCAGGCCACAGGCAUAAUGCUUAUUGGUUACAAAUUACAACUUAUCUCUACAAGCAGAAAGCUAUUUAACCCUUAACACAUUUAACCCUUAGAGAAAAACCCAACUAUUAAAAAACAAGCUGUAACCCCGUUAUCCCUUGGAGAAAAAAACAAUUCCCAGAAAACAGAAAACAGUUUUUUAAACAGGAAAACAGUUUAUAAACAUGAGAAAAAAUUUGUAAACAAAUCAAGUCCUUAUAUGAACUGUGCAUGAGGUAGGUGAUCAUUUGUGAUGUACUAUUUUGCUGAGGGGACAUAGGGAUACCAUCUGUGAUUUUCAGUGUCCAUUGAAAUAUAUUUUAGGCAGUUGAAUAUCAUAGGGUUAUUGUACUGUUGUAUUAUUUAUUGUAAAACAUGAGAGAACAUGAUACUACUUAAAAUUCAUUGUGGGGGUGUACUUUCCCCCCAACUUUUUUCCCCUUUUUUCUUUGUAUAAUAAAUAAAAAUAGGAAC
Molecule: messenger RNA, 2114 nt
Organism: Agelaius phoeniceus (red-winged blackbird)
Lineage: Eukaryota; Metazoa; Chordata; Aves; Passeriformes; Icteridae
Source: RefSeq, a predicted model, not a curated record